This is a messenger RNA of Chaetomium fimeti, 1067 nucleotides long. RefSeq lists its product as uncharacterized. Gene Ontology annotation, molecular function: cytoskeletal motor regulator activity; calcium ion binding; myosin heavy chain binding. The transcript is spliced from 3 exons. Bases 98 to 967 code for a protein of 289 amino acids. The record is from RefSeq and is a predicted model, not a curated record. Gene Ontology annotation, biological process: mitotic cytokinesis; actomyosin structure organization. Lineage: Eukaryota; Fungi; Ascomycota; Sordariomycetes; Sordariales; Chaetomiaceae. Gene Ontology annotation, cellular component: myosin II complex; cytoplasm.
GAUAGUUCCAGCGUCGCACCGCAACAACCGAAGACUUGCAGCGAGAUCCCUUUUUGACAUCACCCCGGCGAGCAACAUCGGAAAGGCGAUUUUGGAUAUGUCGGUGCCAUCAGCAUACAAACCGUCCCCGCUGGGCUAUGGCGGGUCCGCCCGGUCUUCACCGUUUCGUCGCCCACAAUCGCCAGCAUCCUCUGCGACCCUGCGGCAAACUCCCACACCGACGAGGGAUGGGUUUUCCGAAGCUCGCGCAAAAUUUAUGGGUAGUAGCCCGGUCACAAGCCCAAAAGAGUUCAGAACAUCUCGCAUACACGCAACGGUGGAAGACGACCCCGACGAAUAUGUUCCCCAGCCGCGCAGUCUUCCCAGCAUUCCUCGGCCGGCGUCAGUGACCGCCUCGCCAGCUCCUAGCACAGUAGGCCACGGAAAUGCGCUCUCCCAGUUGCAGCCCUCGCAAGUUCGCACAAUGCGGGAGGCAUUUCAAAUUCUGGACCGCGAUAGCGACGGCUUCGUGAAUAGGGAGGAUGUCGCGGACAUGCUCAAUCAGCUAGGUCUUCCAUCGAAUGCGGGUGACGUGUCCCACUUCUUCCCUCCGUCAGCGCCUCAGACCAUGUCAAUGGCGCUGUUCCUCAACUCGAUAGCCACCUCGCUGGUCGCUCUGUCACCGGGGCCCGAAUUACUGUCUGCCUUCUCGGCAUUCGACGACGACGACAGCGGCCAGAUCGACGUUGCAGAGCUCAGAGAUGCCCUGCUGCAUACAGCACCUGACCCCGAUCAAGAGCCCCUAACGGCGCUGGACGUUGAGAAGGUCAUUGCUGGCUUCACAGGGCGGCGGGCCUUCACCAAGAGCACAGCCACGGGACUGGGCGGCAAGCGCGGCGAGGUAUUCCGGUACCAGGACUUUGUAAAUACAGUUGCGGGCGGAAACGAAGCCGCGGCGCAGGCCGCUGACGAUGCGGAGGAACCAUGAGUUCGUCCGAAGCGCCAACCAGAUGAUUGCAUGGGCGUUGUGGGAUUGGAUGGGCUAUCUGGUUAUCAACAGACAUCGAUGGGUGGCUGGGCAUUGGGUC